Tachyglossus aculeatus (Australian echidna) is the source of this 1991-nucleotide messenger RNA. RefSeq names its product MTOR associated protein, LST8 homolog (gene MLST8). The transcript has 9 exons. The record is from RefSeq and is a predicted model, not a curated record. NCBI's taxonomy places the organism in Eukaryota, Metazoa, Chordata, Mammalia, Monotremata, Tachyglossidae. Bases 83 to 1063 code for a protein of 326 amino acids. Gene Ontology annotation, biological process: TOR signaling; regulation of actin cytoskeleton organization. Gene Ontology annotation, molecular function: protein binding. Gene Ontology annotation, cellular component: TORC2 complex; TORC1 complex.
CAAUUCCGCCGAUCGAUUGGCUCCGCCUCGCCCUUCUGGACUGAGCCCCGGCGGAGCGGGAGCGGCGGCGGAGCGGGAGGUCAUGAAUGCCUCUCAGGGCACGGUGGGCAGCGACCCGGUCAUCCUGGCCACAGCUGGCUACGACCACACCGUCCGGUUCUGGCAGGCCCACAGCGGCAUCUGCACGCGGACCGUGCAGCACCAAGACUCCCAAGUCAACGCCCUGGAAAUCACUCCAGAUCGCAGCAUGGUCGCCGCCGCAGGCUACCAGCACAUCCGCAUGUACGACCUGAACUCCAACAACCCCAACCCCGUCAUCAACUACGACGGCGUCAGCAAGAACGUGUCGUCGGUGGGCUUCCACGAGGACGGCCGCUGGAUGUACACCGGCGGGGAGGACUGCAUGGCCAGGAUCUGGGACCUCAGAUCUCGCAACCUCCAGUGUCAGCGGAUCUUCCAGGUGAAUGCCCCCAUCAACUGUGUCUGCCUGCACCCCAACCAGGCCGAGCUGAUCGUGGGGGACCAGAGCGGGGCCGUCCACAUCUGGGACCUCAAGACCGACCACAACGAGCAGCUGAUCCCCGAGCCAGAGGUCUGCAUCAACGCCGUCCACAUCGACCCCGAUGCCAGCUACAUGGCGGCCGUCAACAGCUCGGGCAACUGCUACGUGUGGAACCUGACUGGGGGCAUCGGGGAGGAGGUGACCCAGCUGAUCCCCAAAACGAAGAUCCCGGCCCACAACCGCUAUGCCCUGCAGUGCAAGUUCAGCCCUGACUCCACGCUCCUGGCCACGUGCUCGGCUGACCAGACCUGCAAGAUCUGGAGGACGUCCAACUUCUCCCUGAUGACGGAGCUGAGCAUCAAGAGCAGCAACCCGGGAGAGACGUCGCGGGGCUGGAUGUGGGGCUGCGCCUUCUCCGGGGACUCUCAGUACAUUGUCACCGCGUCCUCCGACAACCUGGCCCGGCUGUGGUGCGUGGAGACCGGGGAGAUCAAGCGGGAGUACAGCGGCCACCAGAAGGCCGUCGUUUGCCUGGCGUUUAAUGACAGCGUGCUGGGGUAGCGGCUGGCCGAAGGGGAGACGCCAGACCCCGGCUGCCUCGGUGGGUGGAGGGGUGGACGUGUCCACUUCCCGCCGUCGCUCACCCCAUCCCCGGCAGCGGGCCCCAGGACAGUCUUGGAAAGAUUCUGGUCGGCUUUCUCCAGAAGAAGCCCCCUACAGCCAUGGGUGCGGGGCAUGGACGCAGCCCUCUAGACACGUGGCUGGGUGCGGUCACGUGUGCGUGGGCGCCAUCCCCUCCGUCCUGUCCCCGCCGCGUGCCGGGAAGCACAGCCGGCUGCACGGGGAUGGGGUGUCCAGUACAUCCGUCCACCCAUCCGUCCUCUCCCCAACAGAGGGGAGCUCCAUCGCUCCAGAUUCAUCUCUUCUGCCGCACGGGCCGGAGACGGAGGGUGCUGCCGGCCAGGGUGGGUCAAAGGGUGCCCGCGCCCGGCGCUAGCUGGCUUGGAACCCUCACCCAGUGCCCCCUGGGUGGGGGCCGUCACAAAAACCCACUGUGUCCACACUCCCAGGGUCCCACCCCCUCAGAGGAAUGGUCAGGGCCUUCUGACCAGAGAGCCGCAGCCAGAGGAAGUUAAGGGGAGGGAAAGUUCAUCAAUCAAUCGUAUUUAUUGAGCGCUUACUGUGUGCAGAGCACUGUACUAAGCGCUUAGGGUGUCACCAUCUGAGGACAGAGAGGAAAAUGGCCAGCCGGCCGAGGGCCGCCCCUCCUACUCUUCCCCAGGGCCCUUGCUUUUUUGGGGGGAAGAGAGGGGAAUGGAUGGCGCGAAGAACAGAGAAGGGGCCCCAGCCACCGUUGGGGAAUCACUUUAUUUCAGGCCUGGGCUGGGGAGGCCCCCGGACUGAUGGGAGGGUCCCGGGGCGGCACUUCCUACUCUAACCCGGACCCCUGGCCGGAUGCUGUUUGCUUAAUUAAUAAGUAAACCAUCCC